AUGAUUAACACACUUCCAGCUAAUGUACGAAGCUUGUUCCCCAAGGAAAAUCUUCAUUUCGCCGAAAGUAUCAGUGAGGAAGAAUCGAAAAUACUGAAGGAGGUAUUCGAUAAACAUGCUACCUUCCACGAAGUAGGUGAAAUGAUAGCUGCGGUCGAAGCGAAGUCACCGGACUUGGGCAAGCGAAUGCGAACUGUAUUAGAUGGGAAUUGUGCUCGAUUGAAAGGAUUAAGCCCUGCAGCCGUUGAGUACAGCAAAAAGGCGAUUCAUUUCGUCACACACGUGAUGUGCUCUCUAACACUCGGUAAAACUUUGACUUACGAGGAGGCCGAUAAACUUCACAAGGAGUUCAAGGACCUCUCUGCAGCUGAUCAAGAAGCGCUGAAGAAGGCGAAUCCUGAGGUGCAGUUCUAA
Necator americanus (New World hookworm) is the source of this 414-nucleotide messenger RNA. RefSeq lists its product as uncharacterized. Gene Ontology annotation, molecular function: lipid binding. The record is from RefSeq and is a predicted model, not a curated record. The coding region runs from base 1 to 414 and encodes 137 amino acids. The transcript has 5 exons. Lineage: Eukaryota; Metazoa; Nematoda; Chromadorea; Rhabditida; Ancylostomatidae.